AUGGUUGACAUUGAACAAUUAGCAAAUGAUGUGCUAGAAUUUUCUAAAACAAGAGCAAAAGAUAACUAUACAAUUAAUAUCAUCAUUGUUGGUCCUCCAGGUUCUGGCAAAUCUACAAUUGCAGAGAAAUUAUCCGCCAAUUUAAAUAAAAAGUUCAAGGAAUUUAUUCAAAAUAAAGUUAUUGCGUCAAUUGGCCUUGAUACUAACGUGGAUAUUAAUCGAUCUAACGAGUUAAUUGAAGGGUAUUAUACAAGUGGUAUUCCAGAUAUUUCUGAUGAAUUAAGGAAAACAUUGAAUAACAAAGGGUUUGAUGAAAAAUUGGUAGAAAAUGUUAAUUUUAAACCUGUAAAAGAAUGUAUAAUUGCAAAUAAUAAACAACAAGGUUAUAAAAUCAUUGGGCGUGGUGGUAUGGAUAAUUCCAUUGAAAUUCAGCCACAUAAGAUACAAGAUAUUGAGUUGAAUGACAUAAAUAUUUCACAAAUUAUUCCUAUGGAUGGCUUCCAUUUGUCAAGAAAAUGCUUAGAUGAAUUUAAAGAUCCAAACAAUGCACAUCAACGAAGAGGGGCGCCUUCUACUUUCGAUAGCAAUAAUUUCCUUCAAUUAUGUAAACUUUUAUGCAAAACGAGUAAGAUAAAACCUAUAAUCACAGAAAGUAGUACACAAGAGAGUACUAACUUGGAUAAUCCCUUUAGUGCAUUCCUGAAUUCUUUUAAUCAGAAUAUUCCUAAUAUUUUAGUCCCAGGCUUCAAUCAUGCUGAAAAAGAUCCCAAAACUAAUGUUUAUGAUAUUAGUUGUUUCACAAGAAUAAUGAUUGUCGAAGGGUUAUAUCUACUGUAUAACCAAGAAAAUUGGUUGCAUAUUUACAAAUCAUUACUUGAAACUAAUUCAGUUUUAUUUUUUAAUAUCGACCUUGAUGAUGAAAUUCUAGAAGAUCGUGUAGCAAAAAGACAUCUAAACUCAGGUAUUGUAGAUAAUUUGGAGGAUGGUAUCAAAAGGUUCCGCUCUAAUGAUGUUAUUAAUGCUGGUUUAUUAAGAAAGUAUAACGUUCAUGAUGAUAAUAUUAUUCAACUGAAUAAUGACUGA
Molecule: messenger RNA, 1083 nt
Organism: Henningerozyma blattae CBS 6284
Lineage: Eukaryota; Fungi; Ascomycota; Saccharomycetes; Saccharomycetales; Saccharomycetaceae
Gene: YFH7
Product: Yfh7p
Exons: 1
Coding region: 1-1083 (360 amino acids)
Cellular component (GO): cytoplasm
Source: RefSeq, a predicted model, not a curated record